Messenger RNA from Symbiodinium natans, 957 nucleotides. The record is from the annotation of a GenBank genome assembly. Lineage: Eukaryota; Dinophyceae; Suessiales; Symbiodiniaceae.
AUGGAGAUGUCUACUGCCAGGCAGCUAGAGGUCUUACUUGAGGCGACCUAUAGCAGCCUUGUGAACAUCUCCUUGAACAUGCACGGCGCCAGAGCGGUACAGAAGCUGAUCGAUGUGGUCCGGAUGGUGCCCGUUUGCAUGGGCCGGCUCGUGGCGGGCCUCGAGUAUGCCGUAGUCACGCUCGCAAAGGACCCAAACGGGAACCACGUGGUACAAAGAUGCCUCGAGUCACUCCCGAGCGAUGCCCACGGCUUCAUCUUCAGGGCGGUGGCCAAAGACAUCGAAGAUGUGGCUUCACACCGGCAUGGAUGCAGGAUUGUCCAACGGUGCAUCGAUGCCGCAAAGGGCCCUGAGCGAAAGAUGAUGAUAGGUGCCAUAUGCCAGGCUUCCCUGGCCCUGAUUCAGGAUCCCUUUGGCAACUAUGUCGUGCAGUACGUGCUCGGCCUGCAGGAUCCGCAGGCCAGUUCGCUGAUCGUGACCGCCAUGAUGGGACGAUUGAAUGUGCUCUCACGGCAGAAGUUUAGCUCAAACGUGGUUGAACGAUGUCUUCAGCUUGCAAGUGACGAGGACCGAGCCCGCAUGAUCACGGAGCUCGCCGAUCCUCGAGGGUUAGGUGAGCUUCUCCGAGAUAUCUACGGGAACUAUGUUGUUCAAAGCGCUUUGAACAUUGCCGUGGAGCCGCAGAUUUCAAUUGUGCUAGGCCUCCACAGGGCUUACCUGGUCAUUACAUGGUCUAGCGACCCGGUGCUUUCCAUGCAGCUGAGCAAGACCUGUGUCGAUAACCGUCGUGAUCUGUCAUGGUCAUGCUCAUUUUGUGGUACCAUGUGUAUCCCCAAGCCGAAGACUCAGAAUGAUCCUAUUUGCAACCCCCAACCCCCUUUCCCUGCCUCAGCUGCCGUACGACCUUUGCUGCCAUCGCUCCGGUCCAGUGGCCAGGGGAGGCCGGGAAAGGAUUGA